Messenger RNA from Dicrocoelium dendriticum, 941 nucleotides. Lineage: Eukaryota; Metazoa; Platyhelminthes; Trematoda; Plagiorchiida; Dicrocoeliidae. The record is from the annotation of a GenBank genome assembly.
AUUGAGAAUUUGGGACUUUAUUAACCGUUCAACUCAGUGAGUCGUCCAGUCUGACGCAUGAAUUGAUUUGCAAUAAUCACCGCACCGUUUGUAUAGUGCUUGAGUUUCUGGAAUUCAUGUUGAGUUACGUAUAUCCCUAUUGCUAUCUAUCAGUCUCGAGAAACGCUGCUUCGAGUACCAUGGUGUCAGUCUAACAACAUGCGUCCGGAGUGUUUACUUACUUGAAUCGUAUUGUCGUUGACAGUUUUAAGUGACCACAUCCACCCUUCGUCAUCCACAACAUACAUGUCUACAUUAAAUCUUUCACAUUUGAGCCACCGUGCCAGACGCGCUUAUUUGAAAAAGCUUAAGCGUAAAAAGAAACGCCAGGCUCGGGCGCAACUGGCUGAGAAACUAGAAUUAGAAGAGUUCUCUCGACUAGAGGCUUCUCCCUCGUAUCAACUGAAAUUGAAAGAGGAAGAGAAACAUUUACAGCUCGAGAAGGAACGGAACGAGCAGGAAGCACGGGACUGGCUGAACCGAGAGAUAGCCGCUCAAGAACAGUGGAGGGAAGAACAGAGAAAAAAGGCCGAGCUUCAGCGCCGAGAAGAAGAGCUAUUGCUUCGAAAUCGUGAAGAAAGGGCGGGAGUUCAGUUGGAAAAGGCGCCUCAACCGGAACCAACAAACUAUCUGAUUCAGGUUGAGAGCAUGUUGUUUCACAUUCAACUCGAUUCAGCCGUCGUAUCCUCUCAUGAGUUCUCCGUGUCAUGUGUUAGCCUUCCACCUUUCUCUAUAUUCUCGCCAAUGGUCUCUGUGCUUCUCUGAUCUCCUCACCGUUCUCAACCUUCAUCUAUAACGGUAUUAUGGGUAAAAUUACUUGCCAUCAGUUACUUUCCUGUUACGACCUUAACGAAGACUACCAACUACAACAGCUGCGCUCAUUAAGUGACUGUCAGCUAAUA